Messenger RNA from Populus euphratica (Euphrates poplar), 641 nucleotides. RefSeq names its product G-box-binding factor 1-like. NCBI's taxonomy places the organism in Eukaryota, Viridiplantae, Streptophyta, Magnoliopsida, Malpighiales, Salicaceae. The record is from RefSeq and is a predicted model, not a curated record. The transcript has 4 exons. The coding region runs from base 175 to 516 and encodes 113 amino acids.
AGAGAGCAUCCGAACUCUAGAUUGGAAAGGAACAAUCGUAAAUACCCGCUCUACCCUCCCUCUCCGUCCUCUUUCGCGCGCUCUCACUUUCUCACGAGAAGUAAAUUGGGCUCUUAUGCGAUUGAGGAAAGGAACAAGCUAAAUAAUAUUGUUAUUGCUAAGCCUUUCAAAUCAAUGGAUUCUAAGGGUAUCAAGAAACCUGCUAAGUGUUCCAAAUCAACUUCUUCAUCUCAGCGAGAAUGUGAAAAUUUACAAGCAAUGGCUGUGGGAUUGAGAACUGAGUGGUCUAAACUUAAAGCUGAGAUGGACAAUCUUCUUAAGAAAUGUGAAAGAGUUAAAGAUGAAAAUAAAUCCAUUAUGGAGGAGAUAACCAGGAUAUAUGGGCGAGACGCAAUCUCCGAUCUUAUAGCCAUGGAAUCCGAUGCUGAGACUGAAAGCGACAAUGACGAGGAAACCACUCUAAGUGAACAAAACCAAACUGCUGACUCCAGUAUGUUACUUGAAGUCGGGAGAUAGAAGUCAGGAGAUGAUUGUUUCUGUUGAGGUAAAUCAGAUCUUUGCUGAAGAUUCAGGCAUUCAGAAUAAAUUCGGUAGAUUUGAAACUUAAUCCACUCAAUUUGCUUUAAAUUUACAAUUUGGUG